AUGUCGGCGAAAAGGCGCACACUAGAACUCGGAAAUGUCUUGGUGGUCGGAGGCUGCGGUUUCCUGGGGUGGCACAUUGUCGAUCACCUGCUGAACUUCCCCUCCGAGACCGACCCCAGCGUCGCCCUCCCCAAGCCGCAGGGCGAUGCACGCUUCGACUUCCCGACUCUGGGAUCGCGGUACCCAGACUACCACUCGACUGUGUCUGUUGUCGACUUGCGCACAACCAACAACCGUCUCCCCGGCGCGAAGUACUACGAUGGCGACAUCACGUCUGUCGAGUCCAUGAUGGAGGUUUUCAAGGCUGUCAAGCCCGAUCUGGUCAUCCACACCGCUUCGCCUUCUAUGAUUGAGGGUAACAAGCCGCUGUUGCACAAGGUCAACGUGGAGGGAACCAGGACGCUCCUUGAAGUUGCUGGUGGUGAGCACGGUGACUGGGGUGGCAAGUGCAAGGCUUUCGUCUACACCAGCUCCAGCUCCGUCGUGCACGAUACCCAGAGUGACCUGAAGAACGUCAACGAGGAGUGGCCCUACAUCCGCGGUCCUUCGCAGAAGGAGUACUACUCCGAGACCAAGGCCGAUGCCGAGGAACUCGUACUGAAAUACAACCGUCAGUCCCCGACCGAGAUGAUGACCUGCGCCAUUCGCCCAGCCGGAAUUCACGGAGAAAAAGACACCACAGUGACACACAAGAUCCUGGAGCACGGCUCCCAGGCAUCAGACAGAGUGCUACGUAUGCAGCUGGGUGACAACGAGAACCUGUUCGACUUCACCUACGUUGGAAACGUGGCGUAUGGUCAUCUCCUCGCCGCCCACCGCCUUCUGGCGAGCUACGAUCUUCGCGCGGCCGGUCAGGGCGGGCCCCUUGACUACGAGCGCGUGGAUGGUGAGGCUUUCAACAUCACCAACGACUCCCCUGUCUACUUCUGGGAUGUGACCCGUGCCAUGUGGGCGCUCAUUGACCGGAUUGUUGAGCCUGACCAGGUUUGGGCUCUGCCUGAGGGUCUUCUCGAGUCUGUUGGUGACUGUUAUGGGAUGGUUUGGCAAGACCCCCGUCUCACAGCCCGGACUGUGCGGUACUCUUGCAUGACUCGGUACUACUCCACCGAGAAGGCCAAGCACCGUCUCGCUUAUUUGCCCGUGGUUCCUCUGGAUGAGGGUAUUGCCCGUGCUGUUGGAUACAUUGUUGAGCAGAACCGACAGGCCGACGGAAAGAAGGCAUUGUAA
Molecule: messenger RNA, 1227 nt
Organism: Penicillium antarcticum
Lineage: Eukaryota; Fungi; Ascomycota; Eurotiomycetes; Eurotiales; Aspergillaceae
Product: C-3 sterol dehydrogenase/C-4 decarboxylase
Exons: 3
Coding region: 1-1227 (408 amino acids)
Biological process (GO): steroid biosynthetic process
Molecular function (GO): 3-beta-hydroxy-Delta5-steroid dehydrogenase (NAD+) activity
Source: RefSeq, a predicted model, not a curated record